Molecule: messenger RNA, 1598 nt
Organism: Manis javanica (Malayan pangolin)
Lineage: Eukaryota; Metazoa; Chordata; Mammalia; Pholidota; Manidae
Gene: TRMT13
Product: tRNA methyltransferase 13 homolog
Biological process (GO): tRNA methylation
Source: RefSeq, a predicted model, not a curated record
GCUUGCUUGCCACCCAAAGCGAGUCUCGAACUAUGGCGGCUUCUGCGCCAACGCCGCACGCCACUGGCUUCCCAACUGAGGGUCGAUGCAGUUACUAUGUGGAAAAAAAGAAACGGUUCUGCAGGAUGGUGGCGGCAGCAGGGAAGAGGUUCUGUGGUGAACACGCUGGAGUCGCGGAGGAGGAAAAUGAUCGGAAAAGAAUCCUGUGUCCUUUGGAUACAAAACACACAGUGUAUGAAGAUCAACUAGCAAAGCAUUUGAAAAAAUGUAACUCCAGAGAGAAGCCAAAACCUGAUUUCUUUAUUCAAGAUAUUAAUGCAGGCUUAAAAGAUGAAACAGAAAUACCUGAACCACUAGUUCCAAUUUCUUCUCUCUCUGAAGAGCAACUGGAAAGCUUAAUUAAGAAAUUGAGAAAAGCAAGUGAAGGUUUGAACUCUACACUUAAAGAUCAAAUUAUGUCCCAUCCAGCAUUGCAUGAUGCCCUUAGUGAUCCUAAAAAUGGUGAUUCAGCAACCAAACACCUGAAACAGCAGGCUUCUAUUUUAGGUAACAUUGAAAAAUUAAAGUUACUUGGUCCAAGAAGAUGCUUUGUUGAGUUUGGAGCAGGCAAGGGAAAAUUAUCUCAUUGGGUUGAUAUUGCCUUAAAAGAUGCUGAAAAAGUUCACUUCAUCCUAGUAGAAAAGGUGACCACAAGAUUCAAGGUAGAUGGCAAACACAGAAAGAAAGAUUCGGUGUUUGAGAGACUUCAAAUUGAUAUUCAACACUUGUGUUUGAGUAAGAUUCCUUUACUAAGCAAAGAAAAACUACCUGUGGUAGGAAUUGGAAAGCAUCUGUGCGGUAUGGCAACAGAUCUUGCAUUACGGUGUUUGGUUGAAACCUAUGCUGCCAGUUGUGAGGAAAGGAAUGAAGAACCUUUAGCCAAACGCAUAAGGAAUGAUAAAACAGAAAAAGAAAUUAACACUUUGGCCAAGGAAAGAAAUGAAAAAAAUGUCCCAGAGAAGUGGACCCCUGUGGCUGGCAUUGUUAUUGCACUCUGUUGUCACCACAGGUGUGAUUGGAGACAUUAUGUGGGCAAAGAAUAUUUCAGGGUUCUAGGCCUUGGAGCAGUGGAAUUCCACUAUUUCCAGCGAAUGAGUAGUUGGGCGACUUGUGGGAUGCGAAGAACGUCUUUGGAAGCGUCAAAUAUUACCCAAAGGAGAAAAGAUCAUCAGAAUGAUGACAGUGAAGAGCACGAUGACGGAGGAUGCAAAAUCACAGAUACCAGCACUGAGAGUUUGUCUGGGUUUCUUACUGUUGAAGAAAAGAAGAAAAUAGGGCAUCUUUGUAAAUUGUUGAUUGACCAAGGCCGAAUCAAGUAUUUACAGCAAAAAGGAUUCAAUCCUGCUUUACAAUAUUAUACAGACCCUCUGGUGUCUUUGGAAAAUGUAUUGUUAACUGCUUUACCAAAUCAGUCUUCAUCACCAGAAACAACUACUUAAUGGAAGAGUAAUUUGACCAACAUCUGUCUUACACACAAAAAAAAUUUUAUUGUAUUUUUAUAUUCAUGAAAAUAUAAUUCAAAUAGCAGAUAAUAUGAACUUUAAAAAAUGUGGCCUCAU